Messenger RNA from Humulus lupulus (European hop), 831 nucleotides. Its product is annotated as phosphate transporter PHO1 homolog 10-like. NCBI's taxonomy places the organism in Eukaryota, Viridiplantae, Streptophyta, Magnoliopsida, Rosales, Cannabaceae. The coding region runs from base 1 to 831 and encodes 276 amino acids. The record is from RefSeq and is a predicted model, not a curated record. Gene Ontology annotation, biological process: cellular response to phosphate starvation; phosphate ion transport. The transcript is spliced from 6 exons. Gene Ontology annotation, cellular component: Golgi apparatus; cytoplasm; plasma membrane. Gene Ontology annotation, molecular function: inositol hexakisphosphate binding.
AUGGAUGAAACAAAUCAGUUGAAUAAACAAAUGGAAUCUCUGAUUUCUUUGAGGAUAAGAGUUGGGAAACAUAAUUUUGAGGGGUCUAAUUCAGACAGACAUUAUCAGCAAGAACAAAGUCAAAACAGUGGCAACAAAGAGAAAGUCAAAGUUGAUGAUCAGAAUCAAGAUCCUGCAGAAAUCACAUCAAGAAAAGCAUCUAAAUUUCACAUGGAAGUUGUGGAUAACUCUGGCCUCGGAAAUUCAGAUGAGUACAGAUUCUUUUCCGGUUGCACAGUUGCGGUACUUGUUGCCAUUGCUUUAAGAAUUGAACUUCAUGACCUGAUGACGAAGGAGGGGGGAGUGCAAUACUUACAGAGCAUCUUUCCACUUUACAGUGUAUUUCUAUAUGCCGUCCUACACCUUCUCGUGUAUGCUGCAAACAUUUACUUUUGGAGAAGAUAUAGGAUCAACUAUCCAUUUAUAUUUGGUUUCAAAAGAGGAGCAGAGUUGGAAUACAGGGAUGUUUUCCUACUAACUACAAGGCUUGCUGUACUAGCUUCGUCUGGUUUCUUGGCAAACUCGCACAUGUACAUGGACCCAAGUACUAAAAUACUUAAAGAAGUCACUCAACUAGUUCCUUUAGGGUGUCAUUGUAAGAUUCUUGUUCUUCUCAUUAUCUGUCCUUUAAACAUCUUAUACCGAGCAAGUCAUUUCUUCUUCGUUCGAUGCCUUUUUCGCUGCAUACUCACUUCUCUAUACCCGAUAUCUAUGAAUGACUUCUUAGUAGCAAAGAACAUAUGUAAACAACAUCCUUUAAGUGAGUUCAUGACUACUCACGAUUCAGACUGA